GCUUUGCCGAUUGUUAUGACAUCGUCGCUCUGAUCGCUUGUUUGUUUUGAAACAACUCUGGAACACCGCCAAGUGUCAGUCAGGGAGUGAAGAAAAUUUUCGGACCAAUUUCGCCAAUUAUAUUUUACCUUGCUGGAUCCGGCUGCUUUGCGGGCUGUAGCACUAAAGCUGUAGAGCACACCGGAAGUAAUCCGUACCUGUCCAACCCCACGUACAAAGAUGUCUUCGUACCGGACCGAUGAGGUGGCGCUCAGCUAUCACGAAUCGUGCCUCCGCCUGUCCGAUGUGGACCUGCUGAAAGGCCCGUACUGGCUGAACGAUCAGAUCAUUUCCUUCUACUUCGAGUACCUGGAGAAGCAAAUAUUUGAAAACGAGCACGACCUGCUGUUCGUCAGCCCGGAAGUGACCCAGUGCAUCCGGAUGGUGGCGCAGGACGAGGUGGGCAUUUUUCUGGAACCGUUGCGCGCCCAACAGCGAGCGUUUGUGUUUUUCGCCCUGAACGACAACCAGGCCGCGGAUCGGGCCGGUGGCUCCCACUGGAGUCUGUUGGUGUUUUCGCGGCCCGAGAAAGCGUUCUACCAUUUCGACUCUUCCCGCAAUGCCAACUCGGAGUACGCUCGCCAGCUGGUGACGGUGCUGAAGCGAGCCCUCUGCUGUCCGGAUGCACAGCUGCGCACCGGCGACUGUUUGCAACAGAGCAAUGGGUACGACUGCGGUGUGCAUGUGCUGUGUACGGUCGAUGUGGUGGCACAGCAGAUACGAAAAAGCGGCAAAAUCGAGGGCGUCCGUAGUGCCCGGUACGAUGUGAUACGCUCCAAGCGGGAGGAACUGUUGGGAAUUAUUGUAACGUUAGGGGGGCGGAUUAAGUAGCGGUUAGUGAGGCAGACAAAUCGUCUCGUGGACGCGGCUCUCAUUCAAAUUUCGGUGCAAACGAUUGCAUUACACAGUUAAAGGUAUCUUCCAAGUGAGAUUGUUAGUCGGAAAAAUGGUCUUAAACCCGGUUUAUUAUCUCAAUGAAGGGUGAACAAAUAGGAAAAAUCGAGUUUUUAAUGGCACAUUUGAGUUUUUUUCUCUGUAGGAUCAUUUGAUAUGAUCAUUUUAACGAUGAUUAUGCUUUAUUUAAGUGAAUAACCCGAAAUGGCACGAAUUUCGUUCUUUGAAGUGGUUUCAAGUGUUGCAAAAAUACUAUUUAUUUCAACCAAUCGUUUUUACUAGAGCACAAAUAGGAUUCUAACACGAAUAAAUUAAAAAAAAACUAGUCCAUGGCGAGUGUGUGCUUUUGUAUUCAUAAAAUGAUUAAAGGUGAACUUUAAGCAUUCGCACAAACAAA
Anopheles stephensi (Asian malaria mosquito) is the source of this 1330-nucleotide messenger RNA. It is a transcript of the gene Den1, whose product is annotated as sentrin-specific protease 8. NCBI's taxonomy places the organism in Eukaryota, Metazoa, Arthropoda, Insecta, Diptera, Culicidae. The record is from RefSeq and is a predicted model, not a curated record. Bases 220 to 870 code for a protein of 216 amino acids. Gene Ontology annotation, biological process: proteolysis. The transcript has a single exon. Gene Ontology annotation, molecular function: cysteine-type peptidase activity; deNEDDylase activity.